Molecule: messenger RNA, 2149 nt
Organism: Amaranthus tricolor (Joseph's coat)
Lineage: Eukaryota; Viridiplantae; Streptophyta; Magnoliopsida; Caryophyllales; Amaranthaceae
Product: UDP-glycosyltransferase 74E2-like
Exons: 2
Coding region: 195-1586 (463 amino acids)
Molecular function (GO): UDP-glycosyltransferase activity
Source: RefSeq, a predicted model, not a curated record
AUAACAUUACUUUCUUUCCUUAACAAACACUUCAACUCAUCAUGACAAAACAAUCCUACAUUUUUACUAUCUUUAAGUAAUUUUACCAUCAUCAUCUAAAAAUAAAUAAAUAAAUAAUUUCACCAUUAUCACAAUCGUUUCCCGUGUAUUUUGUAAUUUUAUCGACUAAUUCGAAAACUCAGAAACCCGAAACUAUGCAAGACAUCAAACAAGCCCAAAAAGCCCAUGUUCUCGUGGUACCAUACCCGGGCCAAGGCCACAUUAACCCAAUGCUUCAAUUCGCCAAACGUUUAGCUUCAAAAGGUAUUAAACCCACUUUAACACCAACUGUUUACAUGGUCAAAUCCAUGCAACUUUUUGACAUACCCACACAAACAGGGCCACCGAUCCAAAUCCGACCCAUUUCAGACGGGUUUGACGAUGGUGGUAAAAAUCAAGCCGGGUCCACUUCGACCUAUUUAGAUAGUCUCAAUAUCCACGGCCCAAAAACAUUGGCCCAACUUAUUAAGCAACUAGCUGAGGAUGGGGACCCCGUUAAGGCGGUUAUUUAUGAUGGGUUUUUACCGUGGGCUUUGGAUGUGGGUAAAAAAUUUGGGCUCAUUGGGGUGUGUUUUUUUACUCAAUCUUGUACAGUAAAUAGUGUAUAUUACCAUGUACAACGUGGGUUGAUCCAACUACCACUUUCGGGUCAGGAUACGGUAUCCAUACCCGGAGCUCCGAAGCUUCAGCAAAGUGACCUUCCCUCAUUUGUUGAAAAAUAUGGGUCGUACCCAUUUUGGUUUCGGGUAGUUAUAGAGCAGUUUUCUAAUAUUGAUCAAGCUGAUUGGGUGUUGUGCAAUAUUUUUUAUGAUAUGGAAAACGAGGUAGUUGAUUGGAUGUCAACAAUGUGGAAAAUAAGAACAAUAGGACCCACAACACCAUCACAUUACCUAGACAAAAGACUAAAAGAUGACAAAGACUACAAUCUCCAACUCUUCAAGCCAAACACAGAGUUAACCAAAAAAUGGUUAGACACCAAACCCACAAAUUCAGUAAUCUACAUAUCAUUUGGAAGUGCAGCCAUUCUAAGUGAGCAACAAUUCAAAGAACUAUCACAAGGUCUAAAAAACAGUAAAAGAAGCUUCUUAUGGGUAGUUAGAGAAUCAGAACAUUCUAAACUUCCAAAAGGGUUUCUAGAAGAAACUUCUAAUCAAGGUUUAGUUGUAAGUUGGGCCUCCCAACUUGAAAUUUUGGCCCACAAAGCUACAUGUUGUUUUGUGACUCAUUGUGGGUUUAAUUCUAUUCUUGAAGCAUUGAGUCUUGGUGUCGUGGUUGUGGGGUACCCACAAUAUACUGAUCAAGGGACUAAUGCUAAGUUUGUGGAGGAUGUUUGGGGAGUUGGGAUAAGGGCUAAGGUUGAUGAGGAAGGGGUUGUGAGAAGAGAAGAAGUGGAGGAGUUUAUAAGAGAAGUUAUGGAAGGAAAGAAAAGGGAUGAGAUGAUGAAGAAUGUGAGUAAAUGGAAGAAGUUAGCUAAAGAAGCUAUGGAGGAAGGUGGGAGUUCUUGUAAGAAUAUUGAUGAGUUUGUGACUUAUCUUGGUGGAUGUUAGUUAUAUAGUUUCCUCUUACUUUGUUCUUUUGAGUUUACUGUAAAUGUAAUUUUAGUCUGUUGUGCUGAUUUGGUGCUUAAUGUUGAGAUUUUCGGAGAUUGAUAUGAAUAAAGAAAAAGAUUAUGGUUAACGACGAUUGAAAUUGAUAUGUUGGUUCUUAUAGUUGCAUUGAAAUUAAGACUUUGAUGUUUUAGGAGAUUGAAAUGAAUUGCUACUUAAUGCUGAGAUUUUAGGAGAUUAAAAUGAAUGACAAAAAAAGAAUUCCGGUAAACGACGACUGAAAUUGAUCUAUUGGUUCUUGUACUUGCAUCGGAGUUAAGACUUUGAUAUUUUAGGAGUUUGAAAUGAUUUGAUAAUUAAUGUUAAGAUUUUAAGAGAUCGAAAUGAAUGAAGAAAAAAAUUAUGGUAAACAAAGACUGAAAUUGAUCUAUUAAUUUGUAUAGUUGCAUUGGGAUUAAGACUUUAACAUUAUUAUUAUUAUUGUGUUUUUAUUUACUGAAUUUGCUGUGUUUAUUUUGAGAUAUGACCCUAUAUUAUUUUUCUUGUCAUCAACAAUGUGUAUG